CUCUCUCUCUCUCUCUCUCUCUCUCUCUCUCGCUUUAUUUUUCGUUCAAGCUGAGAUUGAAUGAACGAUAGACGUGUUAGUGCGUUAAACUCACGCCAAUUCGUUUUUUGAGAGACCACAGCGAUCAACGACGAUAACUACGACGGCGGCGUCAUGACGCGUUUACGAGGACGUGCCUCGCUGAUGGCCAUCGUGACGAUUAGCUUCGGCCUGCUGAUCGUUAUAUACCACAUUCUGAGUAACGAAAUCGACGAGAUGUCAGGGAAGAUCGGCGGCCGACAAAGAGCGCAGGACGCGUAUGCUCCGGACGGCAUUCCGCUAUUCAAAGGCCACAAAAUCGUCCACCUAGACCUAAAAGGCGCCCCGCCAAAGGUCAGCUACUACAACUACCUGUUUCCCCUGCUGCGAAAGCUGGGAGCCACUGGUGUAGUCAUAGAAUAUGAGGAUAUGUUCCCCUUCGUGGAUAGCAUUGAAGAUGUGCACGCUAAUAAUGCUUAUUCCAAGAAGGAUGUUGUACAGAUUCAAAACAUAGCCAAGAAGAAUGAACUAAUUGUUAUACCUCUCAUACAAACCUUUGGUCACAUGGAGUUUGUCUUCAAGCUGGACAAGUACAAAGAUUUUAGAGAGGUCCCGCAUUAUCCACAAGUGUUGUGUCCUACCUACAACAGAACACUUUUGUUGAUAUAUGAGAUGAUCAACCAAAUUGUAUUAGCUCAUCCAACAUCCAAAUACCUGCACAUAGGUGCCGACGAGGUCUAUCAGAUAGGAGAGUGCUCAAGGUGCUUGGACGUCAUGGCUAAAAAGCAAUGGAGCAAGCAGCAACUAUUCUUGGAUCAUGUGUCUACUGUGGUCAAGUACAUCAAGGAGAAGUAUCCGGAGUUGACUGUACUAAUGUGGGACGACGAGUUCCGUAAGAUAUCACCGCAGGAGAUCAUUGACAAGGGCCUGCACUUGAUGGUGGAACCCGUCAUUUGGAAGUACACUACUGAUCCUGGCACUACAUUGACCGAUCAGCUGUGGGAGAGCUACGCUGCAGUAUGGAAACAAGUGUGGGUCGCAACAGCGUUCAAGGGCGCCAUUUUUCCGGACAGAUAUUACACGGACAUCUCGUAUCAUAUGGAGAAUCAUCAGCGUUGGUUGGAGAUUAUUCAAAAGUAUUCUAACCAGAUCACAUUCAAAGGUGUUAUACUAACUGGCUGGCAACGGUACGAUCACUUCAGCGUGCUCUGCGAGCUCCUCCCGGUCGGCUUACCAUCGCUCGCGAUCAACUUGGCCAUACUACAGGCGUCGUCACCGGGUAACUUCCCCGUGGAGUUACCCCAUCAUCUAUCCGAAGCGCUGCAGUGCGACGGGAUCGUCUCAUUGAGCAUACCGGAGCCACAGUACGGUUGGACCAAGUGCAGCUUCCACGGGGCAUCGAUAUACGCCGCUAUGUUGCGUCUCUAUACACUGACGCAAGAGAUCCUAAAGAUGGAGCAGGACAAUACCUACAGGGGCUGGCUAAAGCCAUACAAUAUCAAGUACUCGUUCGCGAACCCUCCUUACGUGGAGCGCGCGGUCGCCGACUUGGAUAGGUAUAAGAUGGAGAUCAUGUACAUCGAGAAGGAUAUGCGCACGGCCAUGGAGGACAUCUACGAUAAUUACACGAUACAGGAAUGGCUCGAGACGUACACCGCGCCGUUGAACGAGAAGCUCAGUCAGCUAUGGCAGGCUAAGGAGAAACUGCUGGAGAAAAACACAUGGCCCAGGAGACCUCUCACGAAGCCUGAUUUAUAGUAGGAGAGGACGUCGCUUUUUUCGCAUAAGUAGACAAAGAUGUCUGUCGUGUUCUUCAUGGUAUGACUAGAGAAACUGAGAAUUAUAUUCCGACAACGCGAGGAAGGCAAGAGGACACGAUAUUCAUAGCGAUUAAUCUUUAAAAAAACGAACGAACAAACAGAACAAAUAUAGCGUGGAUAAUCAGUGAAACGCAAGAGUUUCGCGAACUUGUAAUUUUACAUCUUAAUAAUCGUUGUACAGAAUGUGAUAAUAUGCAAUUUGAUAAGGAAGUAAUCAAAUUAUACUAACUGCACCGUCCGUAAAUUAGUGCAAGUUCUUUGUCUCGAUGAGAUCGAUUGUAUUAUCGGUUGCACUGUCUGGUAGAGCAGAUUAUGAUGUAUAUUCCCGACUCAGGUCACGUGGGAUUCUUCGGGGAAAGUUUCGUCGGAGAGACAUUUUCGUACUCACACGAGUGUCUGUAUAUAUCGGUGACGAUUCUUCCUUCCCGGCACGGAAAGUCUCAAAUAGAUAGUUUUAUCCGCGUGAUUUAGCCAUUGUAGCCGUACAAGAGUAGAUAGAGCGAUAUCUAUUAAUAAAUACGCGUUAGGCGAUAUGAUUUUGUUGCGACGUUAGAGCGAACCUGGUUUAUCGGUGACUUACCGAAACCGCUAUUAUUCAAACGAUGAUUCUUAUCGUCAUUAUUAUUGCAACACAUGGACGUGCACAUAUAUAUUUAUGAAUUAUGCGAAGCCACUCGUGCGAUACCACGCACGCACAGAUUGCUCUUCCAAUUGUCACAUUACGUCUUCUAAUCUUAAACACGAUCGCUACGAGAAGCGCGAUCUAUAAAGAGAAUGAGAGAGAGAGAGAGAGAGAGAGAGAGAGAGAGAGACAGAGAGCCAGGUUUUCUCGGUUCGUUCGUCGGAAAGACGCAUGACAACAGCUUGAAUUUAAUUUAAUUUGCGCAUUAAUCGUAUUUAUUCGUGCAUAUUAACGCGGUAUCUGCGAUUGUAAUAUAAGCGGAGAGAAUCGUGCCAUACAGCAAAUCGUUGCGAUAUUAUAUAAGUUUCUGACAAAUGUAAUAGAAGUACGAUAUAGAGACAAAAGAAUUUUGGUUGCUUAUACAUCGGUAUAUUCGGAUCGGAGAUUUUACACACACGAACGAUGCGCCGUGAAUAAAAUUUUAUUUCGAAAGUAUUUUCGCGCGUUGAAUGUUUAUUGGAGAGUAACUCUUUGUAUAUCGAGGAUGGAGAAAAAAAUAGAAGACCAAUGUGCAUAUUGCGGAGUUACGUGCAAUUCAUGUGAUACAUUUGGACUUUUAUAUCGAGUUCUUGGUUACGUUUCUCGACUCUUCGAUGAACGUACCUUUUGUAUAGCGUAAUAUUUAACGACUCUCCC
Harpegnathos saltator (Jerdon's jumping ant) is the source of this 3156-nucleotide messenger RNA. RefSeq names its product hexosaminidase D. The coding region runs from base 154 to 1776 and encodes 540 amino acids. The record is from RefSeq and is a predicted model, not a curated record. The transcript has 2 exons. Gene Ontology annotation, molecular function: hexosaminidase activity. Gene Ontology annotation, biological process: carbohydrate metabolic process. NCBI's taxonomy places the organism in Eukaryota, Metazoa, Arthropoda, Insecta, Hymenoptera, Formicidae.